AAUUUUGACAUAUUUUAGCUGAUUGUCCCAGGGGCUGUAAACAAAAGAUUUUUACUCAAAAAUUAAUUGUUUCUGUUAAUUAAAUACAUUUAAUACGUAACUUUAUGCUUCUCAUGGGUGAUAUUUAAAGUUUUCCACCAUCGCCAGAGUUUAGCUCAGCCGCCUUUUUUGUUGUGAUUACUUAAGUGGUGAAUCAUCACCCAAAAAUUUGUUGACUGUAUUUACCUGCUUCUGCAGCCUUCGUUUCAGUGUAAAGUCUUUGAGUCAUACUCAAGAUGGAGUGGUUGUUCGGCCACCGCAUGACUCCCGACGAGAUGCUGCGCAAGAACCAGCGCGCGCUGAACAAGGCUAUGCGCGACCUGGACCGCGAGCGCAUGAAGAUGGAGCAGCAGGAGAAGAAGGUCAUUGCCGACAUCAAGAAACUCGCUAAGGAGGGACAGAUGGAUGCUGUAAAAAUAAUGGCCAAAGACCUGGUGAGGACCCGGCGGUACGUCCGCAAGUUCAUGCUGAUGAAGGCGAACAUCCAGGCCGUGUCACUGAAGAUACAGACCCUCAAGUCUCAGAGCACCAUGGCUCAGGCCAUGAAGGGGGUGACGCGGGCGAUGGCCACCAUGAACCGACAGCUCAACAUGCCGCAGAUACAGAAGAUUUUGCAGGAGUUUGAGAAGCAGUCGGAGAUCAUGGACAUGAAGGAGGAGAUGAUGAACGACUCCAUCGACGACGCCAUGGAGGGCGACGCCGACGAGGACGAGAGCGACGCGGUGGUGUCGCAGAUCCUGGACGAGCUGGGGCUGCAGCUGAACGACACGCUGUCCGGCCUCCCGCAGGCCACCGGCUCGCUCUCCGUCGCCGGCGGUGCGCGCGUGCCGGCGGCAGCAGCAGCCGUGGCGGGGGGCGGCGGUGGCGCGGGGGGGCCGGUCAGCGACGCGGACGCCGAGCUGCAGGCGCGCCUCGACAACCUGCGCCGGGAGUAGACCCCCCUGCAUGUGAGCUGGCGAGUCGGAGUACACCCCCGCGCUAGUGUGAGCGUGAAAGGGUAAAGAAACAGGACUGUACUAUAGGCGCAGAUUGUAAGUUUUGUUUUUGAAUAACAAAACAUUUUAUGCAACAAACGCAAAAUAAUUAUAAUAAUGUCCUCUUCAGUUUGUAUUUACCUGCGUUACUUUCAACUGAUUGUAAGUUUUUCAGUAGACCGUUUUUAAAAGAGAUGUGUGCCUUGACACAUAUACUAAAAAUAUUAUAAAACUAUAAUUGCGCCGUAUUUUAUAAAAUUACCACUAUUAAAUGAGAUUCGUGUUCUACUAAUAUUCAGUGCUGCAAACAAUACACUUCAUUAUGCUUGCGUCUUAAAACUCACAAAAUUAAAUGUAAUAAGUGUGAAUAUCGAUCUGCGAAAGGAAGUUGUGUAUGAAUGUAUACCUCUUUUGUGCGUAUGUAGCUGUUGCGUAAUUUGUCGUUCUCGUAUAUUUUGCCUAAUUUAUCCUUACAUAAAAUAAUUUAAAAUCCUUAUAAUAUUGUUAUCAUCCUUAUUCAUCAAAAACUUUUGAGACAAAGACAUAAAAUUUUAUGUAUGUACACAAAAGAGUACUGUAAAUUUAGUUGCUACAUUUAGCUUUUUAUAAAGAGAUGAGCGAGUGAUAACUAAAUUAAUUAAUAUACAUGUACAGAUUUGUUAAGUUACUAUAAUUAAGUUUAUGUAUAUUUUAAUAAAUAUUUUUGUAAAACA
Messenger RNA from Plutella xylostella (diamondback moth), 1726 nucleotides. RefSeq names its product vacuolar protein sorting 2 (gene Vps2). The record is from RefSeq and is a predicted model, not a curated record. Gene Ontology annotation, biological process: vacuolar transport. Lineage: Eukaryota; Metazoa; Arthropoda; Insecta; Lepidoptera; Plutellidae.